AUGGAAGAAAUUACUAAAAAUAAAACUGUUGAUAAAGAAGAAAGUAUAGAAACAAAAACAAAAAAAGAUGUUGGUACGGAAUCAGUCAAAAGUAUAGACCUCCCUAUUAAGGAGUUUCAAAAAAGUUUCAGAUUAUUAAAUGAAAACUUUAAUAUAAAAGAUUUAGAAAACGUGUUAACUCCUAUUGAAUAUGCGGAAUAUAAUUCCUUUCUUGCGUAUUCUAUUUGUUCUAUUUUUUAUUCUUACUUAAAGUUAUCUGGUGAUGUCUUAACUAAUCACCCUAUUAAAAAUGAGUUAAAAAAUGUACAAGCUUUAAUGAAAGAAAUAAAAGAAAAAGCAAAAACAAAUGUGGAAGAAAAAAGAUCAUUAACAAUUAAUAAAGAAGCAUCCAAGAGAAUUAUAGAAAGUUCGAUUUCUUAUAAUAAACAUAUAAAAAAGAACAAAAAUUGA
This is a messenger RNA of Plasmodium reichenowi, 450 nucleotides long. RefSeq lists its product as hypothetical. NCBI's taxonomy places the organism in Eukaryota, Apicomplexa, Aconoidasida, Haemosporida, Plasmodiidae. Gene Ontology annotation, cellular component: exosome (RNase complex); nucleolus. The transcript has a single exon. The record is from RefSeq and is a predicted model, not a curated record. Gene Ontology annotation, biological process: regulation of gene expression; maturation of 5.8S rRNA. Gene Ontology annotation, molecular function: DNA binding; RNA binding. Bases 1 to 450 code for a protein of 149 amino acids.